Messenger RNA from Lycium barbarum (goji berry), 435 nucleotides. Its product is annotated as branched-chain amino acid aminotransferase 2, chloroplastic-like. Gene Ontology annotation, molecular function: branched-chain-amino-acid:2-oxoglutarate transaminase activity. Bases 1 to 435 code for a protein of 144 amino acids. Lineage: Eukaryota; Viridiplantae; Streptophyta; Magnoliopsida; Solanales; Solanaceae. Gene Ontology annotation, cellular component: chloroplast. Gene Ontology annotation, biological process: branched-chain amino acid metabolic process. The record is from RefSeq and is a predicted model, not a curated record. The transcript is spliced from 4 exons.
AUGUGGAUUAGUUCAUCAUUGUCACUUGUCGCAAAAGGACUUUCCGUUUUCUGGGGAAAAAAAAACUAUUCUUUCCUUCCAGUGAAUGUGUGUAAAGUCUUUGCACAUGGUAAUCUGAUAACAACUCCUGCAAUUAAAGGAACCAUUCUUCCUGGUAUCACACGAAAGAGCAUAAUUGAUGUAGCUGUAAGCCAAGGAUUACAGGUUGAAGAACGGCAAGUGUCUGUGGACGAAUUGCUUGAUGCUGAUGAAGUGUUCUGCACAGGAACUGCAGUGGUUGUAUCUCCAGUGGGCAGCAUCACUCAUCUCGGGAAAAGGGUAACAUAUGGAAGUGAGGGGGUUGGUCGUGUGUCAAAGCAACUAUAUUCUGCACUUACUAGCCUUCAAAUGGGACUAGCAAAGGAUAACAUGGGUUGGAUUGUUGAGCUAAAAUGA